CCGUCCCCUGCGCGGCCCGAGGGCCUGAGAAGGAAACGGGGCGAAGCGGAGGACAUGUUGCGUUGAGCUCCGAGUGCUAAGUAACGGCAGCAGCAGCAGCCAGAGUCUGCGCGGCGACCCCACGGAGGUCUGCGCUACGUCGCGAUAGCAGCAGCCCUCCCGGGAUGAUGAAACAAGCACGUCGAAGGUAGUAGCCUGACGUCCAGCCGUGCCUCGGUAGUGUGUCGUCGUUGUUGGUCCCCGUCUGAAUCCGCUGUUUUAGAACCCCCUCGCUUGCACGCCCCGACGAGUUCCGGCUGCCGUCUGUGUUGUGUGUGUGUGACCAUCGACGACGAUGACUGCGUAGACGUAGUGAAGACAACAGCUAUGCGCGAUCUCUCCCGCACGUCGGAAUGACUGUCGGCCGAAAACUGUUGGAUGAGCGUAGCGUCGACAAACUGAGGGCUCGAGUGGGAUGCUGGACCGUCCCUCGGAAGUCUAUCCGGACCACAGCUUCAAGAAGAGGCGGCUGGAGGACACUAGCUGUGCCCAGCGCCUGUCGGAUUUGGAGCAGAACCAGGUGAGCGACGUCUCGUCGUCUUCGCGCUCCAGCCAGCAGCAGCAGUGGGAUGCCCUGGGUGGCGGGGGGGAGCUGAAGCGGGCGGGGCUCAAGCGGCGGGCGCCACCGGACCAUGCUCCUGGGCCGGCCCCAGCAGCCAGCAGACGCCAACCCUCAUCGUCCUCUUCGCACGCUGCUUGGACUGGCGGGGGAAGCUCCAGCCGCCAGCACAACAAAGCUGCCACCGUGGCUCCCAACACAUCCAAGGCAAGCACCUCCGAGGGUGACUACCAGCUCGUACAGCAUGAGGUGCUGCUGUCGACCCAGCACCAGUACGAGGUGCUGGAGUUUCUGGGCCGGGGCACCUUUGGCCAGGUGGUCAAGUGCUGGAAGAAGGGCACCAACGAGAUUGUGGCCAUCAAGAUCCUCAAGAACCACCCUUCGUACGCCCGCCAGGGCCAGAUCGAGGUCAGCAUUUUGCACCGCCUUGCUCAGGAGCCUGCCGACGAGUUCAACUUCGUACGGGCGUUCGAGUGCUUCUCGCACAAAUCGCACACCUGCCUGGUGUUCGAGAUGCUCGAACAGAACCUGUACGACUUCCUGAAGCAAAACAAGUUUUCGCCACUGCCCCUGAAGUGCAUCCGGCCGGUGCUUCAGCAGGUGUUGACGGCGCUGCUCAAGCUCAAGCAGCUGGGGCUCAUCCAUGCCGACCUGAAGCCCGAGAACAUCAUGCUGGUGGACCCCGUGCGUCAACCCUUCCGGGUCAAGGUCAUCGACUUUGGUUCCGCCUCGCACGUCUCCAAGGCAGUGUGCUCGACGUACCUGCAGUCGCGCUACUACCGGGCGCCGGAAAUCAUCCUGGGGCUGCCGUUCUGCGAGGCCAUUGACAUGUGGUCGCUGGGCUGCGUGGUGGCCGAGCUUUUCCUCGGCUGGCCGCUCUACCCGGGGUCGUCCGAGUACGACCAGAUCCGAUACAUCAGUCAGACGCAGGGGCUGCCUGCCGAGCAUCUGCUGAAUGCGGCGGCCAAGACGACACGCUUUUUCCACCGGCAGACGGACUCCAACUACCCCUUCUGGCGGCUCAAGAGCCCCGAGGAGCACGAGGCAGAGACGGGCGUGCGUUCAAAGGAGGCGCGCAAGUACAUAUUCAACUGCCUCGAUGACAUGGCACAGGUGAAUGUGCCCACCGACCUCGAAGGGGGCGAGCUUCUUGCCGAAAAGGCCGACCGACGCGAGUUUGUCGACCUGCUGAAGCGCAUGCUGACUAUGGACCAGGAGCGCCGCGUCGCCCCCGGCGAGGCCCUCAACCACAGCUUCGUCAGCUUGAGCCACUUGGUGGACUACGCGCACUGCGCCAACGUGCGGGCCUCCGUCCAGACCAUGGAGGCCUGUCGCCGGCCCGGCACGUCGUCCGCGGCUGCUGCCCACUUCGCUCGCGGCCCCUCGCCAAGCACAGCCAUCUACGCGGCCCAAGGCCGGGCUGCCGCUGCAGCUGCGGCUCCAGGCAGCCUGUGUGUGUCUUCGAUCCUCUGUCCUCCCGGUGGAGCGUACAGCGUGGGGUCACCGGCCAAGCACGUUGUAGUUGCAGCCGCCGCCGCCGCUGCUGCGGCACAGCAGGCGCCUGCCGCUGCCACACUUCAGCUGCAGCAGUACGUGCCAGUGUCGGUCGUGGAACAGAACGGACGCCAGGUCCUGCUGACCAACCCUGUGCAGCCGGCUUGGAGUAGCAACCGACAGAUGCUGGUGCCAGCUACCUGGCAGCCUGCACCCCGUGGUGCUCCCACUGCCGUUCUAUCGGAGGAUGCUUGGAGCCGGUCCCUAAUGCUGGAGCGUACUGCACUGCUGCCUGCCGAGCGCGCCGCCGCUGCGGUCAUUCCUCUGGCCGGCGCACCCGCCUGGGGCCACGUGGUGGCUGCUACGGCUGCUGCCUCGGCCGCUGCCCGCCACCAACCAGCAGCCACUGCUGGACAGCUCAUGGCGGCCCAGCACCACGCCGUGCCCGUGUCGGCUGCCUCGCUUUCAGUUUCGUCCUCCCUCUCCAAGCGGCACACCAAGGCCAGCCGCAGCAGCCUGUACCGGGAGGAUGACCUGUCACUGCACCAGCAGCAGCAGCAGCUGCAGCCGCCUCCAACGAGCCUGCACUCAUCACUGCAGCAGUCAUCGCUGUCCCUGGCAUCGCAGCCGUAUCGGCACCAGACUCAGCGCCACGCGCCCAUUGCCAUCGAGAGUGGCCACCACCACCGCGGAGGAGGCCACUCGCUGCAGCCGCCCCACCUGGCGCAGACGGUGCAUCAGCAGCUGUCGCCCGUCAAGAAGCGGGUCAAGGAGAGCAGCCCACCCAAGUGGGAGGUGGCAGCCAAUCCCCUGCUACCCUCGGCCGCAGCACCAGUGUCGGCUGGCCGACACCACGAGUCCUCGGCACACGGUAGCCGUCCUGUGGUCCAGAGUGGCAGCAGCGGCAAGAUCGGUAGCAAAGAGCGCCAGCGCAGCACCAUUGUGAUCCGAGACACUCCAAGUCCGGCCAUCAGCGUCAUCACUAUCAGCUCUGACUCGGAGGACGACCGCGAGUCACCAGCUUGUUCCUCGUGCAAGGGUGGCCGUGGCUGCCGCCAGUGUGCAACUCAGCAGCAGGCCUCUUCAGCGUCACUGCGCCCCCUGCAGGCAGCUGCCACUGCUGUGCCCCUGGUGAGCUCUACGUGCGCCAGUGUGGUGCCACUGACACCCGAGGAAGAGCGUGGCUCCUACCAGUCGACACCUCGCCAGAGCUGUGGUAGCCGUGCACGCACCCAGGUGGACAGCUCCAGCUGGAGCCAGCCCCUGGGUCCGUGGGCCGCCCCUCUGAUCUCUGAGCUCAGCUCUGAGGCCACUCCGCUGGCCUCGGUUUUCCAACGUCACGGAAGCUCCACAGUGAUGCUGCCAUCGUCGUCGUCUUCGGGAGGAGGCCAGGUGGUCACCAGCAGCGGCAUCCACUCGUCCUCGCUGCGUCCGCGCAUGGCCAGCUGCAUCACGGUGCCCGACUCGGACUCCGAGGGGCACUACAGCCCCGCCCGGGCCCUGCCCAACUUCACGAGCAGCGUGCUAGCGGCCAAGGCCAUCAAGCCCGAACCCCAGAGGGACCCACUGCCCAUCAGCAGCAGUGCCAGCUUGUGCAGUCAGAAGAAGCGGCUGCUGUGCCACCCUGUCAAUGGCGGUGGGGACGUGGUUGUGACACCCAAGCGGGAGGUGGACGACGACUGCAGCAUGCAGCUGCGGCCCGCCGUCAACGGCUUCCUCGAAGGCGAGCGCCUGGUCAAGUGCAGCGCCCUUAUGCCCCCCGUGUCAGCGGCCGCAGCCGCCACUCUGGGCCGGCCACACCUGUCCCCAUUGCAGCACAUGGGCCAACCGCUGCACCUGGCUCCUAGCUCACAGCCCGAACUGUACAGGGAGUACUGCCGUCCCACCGUGUACGUUGCUGCUGCGAGCAGCCUCGCCCAGCCUGCUUACCUGCCCCAGCAGGCACCUCAGAAGUACGUCCUGGCUGCCAGUGGAUUCUUGGCCCCACCCCUGGCCCCACCUCCCGCCCAUCACCACAGCCGGGGCCCCGCCCCCGCCACGGCCACGCUGGCUGCGGUGCCCUAUACGGCCCACCCGCUGCCCGCACACCUGCAGCCUGCGGCAGCCGGCCCCCAGGGGGCAGGCGCUGCUGCAGCCCCGCCCACUUUUCCGGCUGCGCCCACGGCUGCCGUGGCGUCGUACGGCUAUGGGCUGAACCCACUGAGCCCAGGCAAGCCCCAGUACCAGCACGUGUACCAGAUGUUUGGCGAGUGAGCCAGGAGAGAAGGGCUUUGAAAGCCGUUGUGGCCACUGGCUACAGAGCGUCGACGUGUCGAGAAGAAUGUGGUUUGCCACUGAGGUGGUGCUGCUGCUGGGUCAGCUCUGCAGUAACAAGUGCAGACAAGGGUGUGUGGACCAGUCAUUGUGGACUGCGCGCAGUUGGCUCCCACUGGACCAGUGCAUGGCAUGUCCUUCAGUGUGUGUGAGCUCUUCUCCAGCGACUUGCCACACCAAGAACCAUUUAUUCUGUUCAGUUUCUCAUUUUCCUUGUACACAAGCACACAUCUGGCGGUAGUUCCAGUACAGUUUAUUUAGCAGCCAGGGCAAGGAGAAGCCUUGUUUUGCUCUUUUGACAUGCCACUUUGCCCCCACACGUUCAGCCUUCAAGGCUUUUCCCAUUAUGUUUUGUCAAGGGCUUGCCUGCUCGAAUCAUUGACUUCUGGUUUGGCCCUCUCGGGGACAUUUAUCAUCGGCUCCCACCACGGGUAUCUCCAACAUGCACAGUGGAUAUAUGCGCUCUUAGUCAAGGAUCGAGUGUAGCACUGUUGCAUCAUUUCUUUUUUUUUUCAUGACCUAGUUGUUGCCUCGCAGCAUUAUCUUGACGGCUGUUCCCACGGCUGUCUGCACUUCACCGAGGAUAGUUUUGCGAGACCGAACAUUGUAUUUGUUUUGCCUGCCUGGUGUUCGCUUGUGUUUGGGCAAUGUGACCACUUUGCACACCAACCUACAGACAUGCUGCUUUGCGUGUGCACUUGUGUUGGUGGGCUUAACUUUGGACUGCCGCUUUCAGAGUGGCCAAAUGUGCAGGCACGAGGUUUGUUUGCACGGGAACACUGCGCUGCGGUAUUCUAGCUUCUGUGUGUUGAAUCGGAAAAAAGUUUGAGGAUGUCGUCCGUGUUUACGCAGCUGCCUUGUGUUCCUGCAGCUGUGCCUUGCCAGGGUUGGGCUUGGAACUGUAAGCUAUGUAGUUAGCUAUGGUGUGUGUAUCGGGCAGGCGUGAUGCGCACCUCAAACCCCCUCCCUUUUCAGAGUUGCUUGCUUCACAAAAGCAUGACCUAGCUCGAGCUCCCCUUCCAACAGCGCCAUGUCUACUGCAGUGUUGGUCGCCGUGCUUGGCGUAGUAAAUUGUGUCUAGUGGAUGUGAGUGGAAAGGUGCUGGUCUUUUUGCAGCCAUGAGUACCCUGUUGAGACCACAAGGUUCAAGAGAAGUAGAAAAGCCUGACGAGCAGAGAUAGCGCUCAGUUCCUGAGACUUUCGACCCCGACAGUGCUUUUUGCAUUGUAGCAGCAAGAAUGCGCACUUUCCUCUAAGCAUUAGUUAAGGCUGUUGGAGCAGCCACGCCCUCUCUUUCUCAUUGAAAGUCGAGCGCCGUUGUCCACAAUUUCCCGUAGUUUCUUUCUGCCAUGCACCGGCACCUUCCUGCGCCAGCUUUUCUCCUGUGAACUGAACGUCGUGUGCCUUUCUCUCCCAGCCUCGUCGCAAUUUCUGUUGUGGUUCGCGUCGUCUCUCUCCCUCUUGCCAGGGUGGCCACGAAACGGGCCGCCUCGGGCGUUGCGUGCACCGCUGUAAGCAAGCACCCAACGUAAAAGACAGACAAAUUCUAUUUCCAUCUCUCUACUCUAUAGACAAGCCAGAUGUAUUUUUGUGAAGUGCCUCUCUACCUUAGAGCUGAAUGUAGCAGAUGUAGUCAUAGUAGUUUCUUGGGCCACGCCCCCAUAGGCCAGCGGUUGGUGUGCACUGCCUGAGGGAGCGGCUUUCGUGCGUGUGUUUUGCCUCGUUAGGGUGUGUACUCUCUCCAUGCUGCUGCUACAAAGGCUGUUGCCCUUUGGACUAUGGGACGGUACGUUGGUGACGGGUUUUACAGGGUCCUUUGUCGCAUUGGGCUGCCACCCUGUGCCCUUGUGUAAUCGGGGGACAGCUUCAGGUUAAACGCAAAAAAGUAUUUUUUUCUACGCUAAUUGUAUUUCCACUUUUGUUUCAAGUUGUUAAGAGAGACGGUGUAUGCGUGGCCCAGAAAAACUGGCAGAAAAAUGAAAAAAAAAUAUGUGAUAACGAGAGCCGCACGUUUGUGAUGAUGGUCGUCGCAUGCAUUUUGCUUGUACAAAGCUUAUUGAGGCAGUAGACUUGCACGUACAGGAAAGGGGAAUAUCAGGUGUUGCUUAGAGGCUCGGAUGUACGAAGUUGUACUGGCUCUACGAACCUGUGGAUUGUGCUCGGCUAGAAGCUAUGCGCCUUUCGUGGGGCCAGUGCAUGUAACUGCCGUUUGUUCACGCCACACUCUGCUACUGUUUGUGUCUGUUCCUCAAGUGGUCGACUGUCUGGACACGGCGCAAGUGAAGUGAAAAAAGAAGAAACGAAAGAUACAGCGGUGCAUUGCGCUGAAAAUGUGCAUUUAAGGUCGUGUGCUGUAGAGCAUGCAUUCUUCAUUGCUGCAGGGAAAUGUUUUUCUUAAAACGUGGCAACGCAAGGAGGUCUGGUCGUAGUGUUGAUGAGGGAAGUUGCACAAAGUGCUGUUUUCUUUCUCGUUUUUCAAGUGACACUCUUUUUGUUACUCCGUCUGCAGUGGCAUGGUGCGAUGGUGGUACAUUUUCUGCGCAUGCAUGGUGAAGCUCUAGAAAUGUCGUAUUUUGCAGUUUUGCAUCCCAAGUGCAUGUUUUUGUGUGCUUAUUUCUUGAGAACCGAAAAAUGAGCGCCCGUUCUUUUCUUAAUGGUCACAUUGGUGUUUCAAAAGCGAAAGCCCGCUUUUUUAUUUCUUGCCCGGCAAUGCUGCAGCAAUCUUGCGAACUAAAGGGAAGUAAAAGAAAGGAUUUCUUUUUUAUAUUGUAUAUCUCCUCAUUUGAGCUUUGUAGCUAGAGCUUGCUUGUAAUUUGCGCAUUUCCCUAUUGUAUGAGCUGCGUAUCCUUCUUCUUUCUGUGUUGGAAUGCCGUGCCUUGUUUCCCCGUUUUAUUUACAGUUCUCGCGUUCCUUUGAGUGACGCAGCAGUUGCCCGCAACAAAAUGCUGGGGAUGUCUUCCCCACGGUGAUAAGAGAUGGCACCACUCCCAUAGCUUUUCCUUUUUGCGGUGUGCAUUUUGUUUCCGUAUACCCCAUGUGAUGUCUGCAUUUGUGAUGGUGUACAUACAAUAUACGCAUUGCAGAUUGCUUGCCUCCCCCCCCCUCCCUUUUGGGAACAGCAGCAAGCUUGGAGAGGUCAGGGAUGCCCGCACAUUUAUCUAUACUGUACAUAAUAGAGGAGAGCACCGACGAGUGCGGCGCCUGCAUCACGUCGCUCUGUUGCAUUCUAUACGCGUUGUACACUGUGAGCAUAAAUAUUAUAUUAAAUGUACUUGUCUACGUCCCACAGCAAAUGGGCAAAGUAUAAAGGUUCACUGUCGACGGGCUGGGCACUAGUGAUUCGGGUAGGAUAGGGUUGGGGCUCUACUGCGACGUGGUGGGACGGGAUUUAUUACACUUCCUGUUCUUUUUUUUUUUCCUUUUUUGUCAUUGUUUUUAGCAGAAAGCUUGUCCUGGGCUAGAGGAUCAAUUUCGAGGAAAGCUCGUUAUCGGUAGCUUGCGACUGUCUCAUCAAACGAUGACAGUGCAAGUUUGAUACUGUCGAAGCGGCAGUGCGAUGUUUGCGAGUUUCACUGCUGCAUUCGAGUGGAAAUCAGCACUUUGCAGUUUUUCAAUGCCAACUGAGCAGUCUUUAAACUCUGCGAUUUUGUUUGCCAGCUACCUAUCUGCUUAUCUUAGAGACUGUCUGUCUAGUCUCUAGCUACAUUCUUAUUCUGUAUGCAUAAACAGCAUAUGUUAUAUACUAGUCUUGAAAGCAAACAAAAAAAAGGUAAUCUUACUAUUUGAAAAGUGACUAGCUUUUCGCCUUUUCAUUUUCUUGUUUUCGUGGUGAGGCUUCAGACACGUUUGCUGCACACACCUGUACUCGUGGUGCCACUCGUUAGCCUCUUUGCUGUUCUCGAGUUAUUUUCUUUUAAUUGUUGCUAUUGGCAUGGUUUUGAAUUGCAGGUGCGGUGUUGACAAAGUGGUUUUGUUCAUUUCUUUGCUAUCUCCAGUUAGUACACAUUUUUUAUGGAUUUUUUUUUUUGUUUCUGGGGAGGGAUAUGCGAAAAGAGCCUAGCUGGGAUGUUUAUUUUUUUUUUUGUUGGGAGGGUUACAAAGGGGGUAAACUGACUACCAAUGUUUGUGUACAAGCUUUUGACGUUUAGCAUCUAUUAUGACUUGCUAAAAAAAAAUAAAUCUGAGACAGAGUUGUAGUGUAGCUGUCGGUCUUGGUUUUCAUUUAUGUUAUUGUUCUAUUCCCAAUUUGGACGUGUGUGUGUGUGUGUGUGUGUGUGUGUGUGUGUGCGUGUGUUUUUAGCAGUGUUGACUACCUUGUACUAUGUUGUUUUUGCUUCUCCUGUUGUCUGGCUGUGACUUGCAGGUGUAAAAUGCACAUCUUUCCUUUGUCUCCCUUUCGCUUCCUCUAAGUUGUCAGUGUUUAUAAAAGUACAUAAUAGAUUUAGUAUUCGCGAGUGUGUUUUCGUUCUGCUCUUGUGUGUAUUAUGUGGGUAUGGCCAGAUGCCUGUUCACUAUUAAAGAAUCGAAGAACUGGUUGA
Molecule: messenger RNA, 8943 nt
Organism: Rhipicephalus sanguineus (brown dog tick)
Lineage: Eukaryota; Metazoa; Arthropoda; Arachnida; Ixodida; Ixodidae
Gene: Hipk
Product: homeodomain-interacting protein kinase 2
Exons: 14
Coding region: 455-4345 (1296 amino acids)
Biological process (GO): peptidyl-serine phosphorylation; peptidyl-threonine phosphorylation
Cellular component (GO): nucleus; cytoplasm
Molecular function (GO): protein serine/threonine kinase activity; protein tyrosine kinase activity; ATP binding
Source: RefSeq, a predicted model, not a curated record